CGUCCAGCCCACACAACUCCCUCUCUUCUUUACCCGGCUUGCGAUUCCCCUCCCCCCAAACCCAGGCUACCCGAUCCGGAGCGUUUCUCUCUCCGCGAUGGCCGAGCAGCCCCCGCCCGGCGGGAUCGACCCGCGCAGCGGCUUCUGCGCCGCGACGCGGACCUUCCACAGCCUGCGCCCGUCCUCCACGCUCCCGCCGGACUCCCUCCCGGCCACCGCCACCGCCUACGCCUUCUCCACCCUCCGCUCGCCGCUACCCGACCGCCCCGCGCUCGUCGACGCCGCCACCGGCAUUGCCGUCUCCUACCCCUCCUUCCUCGCCGCCGUCCGCUCCCUCGCGGGGGGGCUCUGGUCCGCCCUCGGCGUCCGCCCCGGGGACAUCGCGCUCGUCGUCGCUCCGUCCCGCCUCGACGUCCCCGUGCUGGACCUCGCGCUCAUGUCCGUCGGCGCCGCCGUCUCGCCCGCGAACCCGGCGUCCACCGCCGAGGAGUUCGCGCACAUGGUCGCGCUCGCCAGGCCGGUCGUCGCGUUCGCGGCCCCCGAGGUGGCCGCUAAGCUGCCGAGGGGCCUCCGGUGCGUCGUCAUCGGGUCGGACGAGUACAAGAGGCUGUCGUCCGCCGGAGGCGCGUCGCCGCCGCCGCCGGUGGCGGUGAAGCAGUCCGACACGGCGGCCGUGCUGUACUCGUCGGGCACCACGGGGCGGGUGAAGGCCGUCGCGGUCUCGCACCGCAACCUCAUCGCGCUGAUCUGCACGCACAGGGCGAACCGGGAGAAGGUCGAGAAGGAGGCUGCCGAGGCCGGCGAGGAGCCGCCCCCACCCACGGUGACGCUGCUCCCCCUCCCUCUCUUCCACGUGUUCGGGUUCAUGAUGCUGCUCAGGUCCGUGGCCAUGGGGGAGACCGCCAUCCUCAUGGAGCGCUUCGACUUCGGCGCCGCGCUGCGCGCCGUCGAGCGGUACCGCGUCACGCUGCUGCCCGCGGCGCCCCCGGUGCUGGUGGCCAUGAUCAAGUCCGAGGAGGCGCGCCGCCGCGACCUCUCCUCCCUCCUCGUCAUCGGCAUCGGCGGCGCGCCGCUCGGCCGCGAGGUCGCUGAGCGCUUCGCCGCCAUCUUCCCCGACAUAGAACUUGUUCAGGGCUAUGGUCUGACGGAAUCGUCUGGAUCGGUGGCUGCCACGGUUGGUCCGGAGGAGUCCAAGGCCUACGGUUCGGUUGGAAAGCUGUCAUCGCACAUGGAGGCUAAGAUCGUCGACCCCACCACCGGCGAGGCGCUCGGGCCGGGGCAGCGCGGGGAGCUUUGGGUCCGUGGACCAGUCAUUAUGAAAGGUUAUGUGGGUGAUGACGAGGCAACUGCAGCAACAAUGGAUUCAGAAGGCUGGUUGAAAACUGGUGAUCUAUGCUACUUCAAUGAAGAUGGUUUCCUCUACAUUGUUGAUCGAUUAAAGGAGUUGAUAAAAUACAAGGGAUAUCAGGUGCCUCCAGCUGAACUGGAGCAUAUCCUGAAUUCUCAUUCUGAUAUCAUGGAUGCUGCAGUUAUCCCAUAUCCAGAUGAAGAUGUCGGGCAAUUACCAAUGGCUUUCAUAGUGAGGAAACCAGGCUCAAACCUCACCGAGCAACAAGUCAUGGAUUACGUGGCUAAACAAGUCGCACCGUACAAGAAAGUCCGCCGAGUGGCCUUUGUCUCUGCAAUACCAAAAUCGCCUGCCGGGAAGAUCUUGCGGCGCGAGCUUGUACAGCAGGCCGUGUCCAUGGGUGCCUCCAAGCUUUGAGGUUUAUGCUGACUUGGAAAUCUAGGAGGAAAGUUCUUGUGUAGUAUACCAUAUUACCAGACCCGGGAUUUGUACUGUUAGAAUAAUUAGGUUGUUGGCCCAUUAUUUAAUUGAUCAAAUAAAUCCCAAGGCUCAUUAGUGGUGGUAGUUACACUUGGAAGUUGAGAGGGUCUCUAACCAAUCAAUUUAUAAGGUGGAGCUAUGCUGCAUCUGUUGAGAAGUUGAGGGAGGGAUAGCAGGACGUGCUCGCCGCCCCGCGCCGUGAUCGGACGGGAUGUGUGGGCUGGGCUUGGUCAGGUUUUGUUAACAGAUGAUGGACAGGAUGUGUGGGCUGGGCUUGUUCAGAUUUUGUUAACAGACGAUUGAAUAGCUGGUAGCUAUACCUAUCAGUUACCACCAGAAAUUGAUCGUUUGAUUGCUACAUUAA
Molecule: messenger RNA, 2192 nt
Organism: Setaria italica (foxtail millet)
Lineage: Eukaryota; Viridiplantae; Streptophyta; Magnoliopsida; Poales; Poaceae
Product: 4-coumarate--CoA ligase-like 5
Exons: 6
Coding region: 98-1765 (555 amino acids)
Molecular function (GO): CoA-ligase activity
Source: RefSeq, a predicted model, not a curated record